Coregonus clupeaformis (lake whitefish) is the source of this 3508-nucleotide messenger RNA. Its product is annotated as protein NDNF. Gene Ontology annotation, biological process: extracellular matrix organization. NCBI's taxonomy places the organism in Eukaryota, Metazoa, Chordata, Actinopteri, Salmoniformes, Salmonidae. The record is from RefSeq and is a predicted model, not a curated record. The coding region runs from base 1410 to 2861 and encodes 483 amino acids. The transcript is spliced from 5 exons. Gene Ontology annotation, molecular function: protein binding.
AAAAAAAAAAUAAUUAUUAGGAAGCUGUCCAUAAUGUUUUGUACACUCAGUGUAAAUCAUUCAGUGUGUGAACCCAAGGCUUCCCAACCUCUGCCUAAAUUAUUCACUUUGAUUGUGUAACAUUUGGUCCCCUUUUAUUUCCUUAUUAAAGAGUGACUGCCCCUAAAACCAACUAAACCCUUUGAAAACAGACUGUGUGGCAUUGAUAUGAGUCAGAAACAUGUAUUCUAGUGUCAAAAUUGACUAAAAAGUGUAAAUUGGAUACAUUUGGUAAUAAAGUCAGUCUAGUCAAAAACGGAGUUUGGAACCUCAGUGCUUCACGAGUAAAUGAAGGUUGGGUUUGGAUUACAAUGUCAACAAAUCAUGCCCCCUUUUGCCAAACUCCACGUGCACAUCGCCCCUUCGUUUCCCUUCAUUGAAUGUGGCUUCAUUGUUUCAUCGCCCCCAACGCGUUCAAAGGAUCACCGCAGUGAGACUGAAAAGCCCUAUACGGAUUUGCCAUGAAAUACAUGUUUCCAGCAGAAUUGCACAGCCAACAAUUAUGGUUUGCAUGCCCUGCCGAAGGACCCUAUCAUGUGGAAUAGGUGGUUGGAGUUCAUUGGUCCCCAGUGGUGAUAAAGUGCACAGUUGGGUGCCAGACUGAUCACCUGGUCAUGAACGGAUGCCCUAUCAAAAGGAGCAAAGGCCCUCCCAGUCAACACAACCUCAUAAGAUGCCUGCUGCAGUUGUUCGAGAGAUGUCCAGUUUGCAGCCGAACAUCCAGCAUAGAGAACACCAACAAGGGGCCCUCAUCAGCAUCAUGCAGACAUGCCCUCCCUGUGAGCAUUCCUAUGAAUGGAACAGUCAAUCACAUGUUUGUUCACAAGUAUCUGGCUAGCAACCUUCACCUAUCAGCGGCAACAGCUUUCACAGGCUCACCUUCUGUACAAAUACAGAAGGUAACCCACUUCAUUACUUUGAUACAUUUGAUAACCCAAUUGUGACAUUAUUUGUUGCUUAUUUUCUAUUUCUUAGAUGCAUAUAAUGUCCAGGGCAUAACCUAGCCUGGUGGAACCAGUAUGAUCGCUGUGUUCACCAUUCUAUUUCACUUCACAUUUUAUGAUAUCUUAAGUUAAAUAAAAAGGUGAACGCAGCGAUCAGGUUGGGUCGGCCAGGCUAGUCAUAACCACCAUUGAUAGUGCGUGUGUGUGUGACCGACCAGUAUCUUUGAUAAGGGGCCAGGAGCUGAUCUACGCUGCUAUGGCCAUCAAUGGGGCUCUGGCAAACACUUCACCUCCAGCCUCACCUCUUGCCUGCUCACCAACGGUCGUCGAUGGCGAGACCAGAAUGACAAACAUGUAUGGAGCCAGCACAUGGAGACUUGCAAGAUUAUGUGAUGAAGUCCAGACUGACAGACGGGCUUGAUUCUAAUGUUUCUGAAUGGAGACCUGGCACUCAGCAUUAAAAGGAGUACUAAGAAGAGUAUGCCAGAGGUGUGGUGGAGAGGACCUGGAACUGAAGCCAAGAUACACACCUACACUGGCAACGCCAUGGACACCUACACAGGUCCUUCAUACGCUCCAGCAUCUAUCUACAUCCUCAGGCUGCGGUCCAAGGACCAGGACACCAGGGCUACUGUGUACCUCCAUGAGGGCUCUGGGCCCUCGUGGGCCUUCCCACAGCUUCCCUCUGACUCCCGUGUCCACACCCUGGGUGUAGGAAUGACCAGUGUCACCCUCAGCUGGGCCCCCAGUGCCUCCCUCAAAAGGCUGCACCCCCAACGCAGCUAUGACUACUGUGUCCUCGUCAAUCGCAAACACAACUACCACAACCUCUGUGCCGCCCAGGAGGGCAUCAGGAAAGAGCGGGAGAAAGACAAGACAAGGGAGAAGAAGAACAAACAGAGGAAAGUAACUGUGUGGCCGAUCCUCAAAGACUGGUGGUGGCAGCAGUGGGAUGCUGACACUGAGCUCCGAUCACCCGCUGCACUCCGUGACGAGUAUGAUCAUUUCCAAUGUGUUUGUAAGGGAACAGAGAGCGUGUGCACUGUCUCGGAGCUCGUCCCCGACACGCAGUACUACUUUGACGUAUUUUUGAUUGACAGGCUAAAUGGAACCAGUGCAGCAUAUACUGGAACGUUCGCUCAAACACACGAGGAGGCCCGACAAGCUAUCACACCACUUAGGGAAGGGGAGCUCCAGUGGGUGACCUUCCGGGAUGGAGGCUCAACCUCUGGGGAGUUAUUUAGCUUCCGCCCCCGGGGCUGGCAGCAGAGUGGCCUGCUCACUCUCCAGAGCUGCGGAAGCAGUGAGAAGAUCAACAUCACCGUUUCCAGCAAGGGCCAAGAAAUGAGCUCCCAGGCUGUGGGAGAAAACCUGGCUCAGAUCUGGCUCCAGGGCAGCCCUUCCUACCUCAUCCACCUGGAGAAAGAGGGAAAGGUGGCUCCCAGACAAGCUGCUCCAGGAGCGCUGAAGGCCUCUGUUAAGAUGCAGGCGUCCUCCACUUACCAUCGUCAAGGGGUACCUUCGCUCCCCUCCACUCUGCAGAUAAAGUCUUUCAACAGGCUGAGGAGCUGUGAAUCUGUCACCCUGGCCUGGAUGGGCACAGAGGAGAGGAGCCUUUACUGCGUGUACCGCCAGAGGCUGGGGGAGGGAGAGAAGAGAGGCACGGCACCCUGCCUGGGGCCUGAGUCACGGUCAGACACUGAGAGGGUCCUGUGUAAAUACUUCCAGGAGCUCAACCCUCGGCGGGCUGUCACAACAGCCGUGAUCGGGGGCCUGGAGCCUGGGGUGGCCUACAUAUUUGAUGUCUAUCUAAUGAGACGCUGGGGGAUCCCCAUAAAGUACAGCAGCAAGACAGUAAGAACCAGGAAGGAGUGCUGAGCUGCUGUCCACUCCUAGUCAGUCUGCAGCAGCAUUGGACUAAACAAAGAGGUAAUUUACAAAGACUUACCAUGACAAGCCAUUCUACUAUGAGGGAGACUGUUAAGAAAUGUGGUACACCCUCUGAAGACUGGUCACAUUUGAACACUGGUACCCAUGGAUUGGGUAGGAGUAGCAGAGGGGCGACUGCACACCAGCAAAAUUCAUUCCAUUUCAGUAACCUGCUGUGCUUUUUGUCUUUUUGUUUAUAGUUGUUGAUGAUAUGCCAGUUGUCCAAGAGCUAAUUGUGUGGCUGAGUACAAAGGAGGAUAGAAGUUUUGAUUAAUACACAUUUUCAGUGAAGACUGUGCCAAAAAAAUGCAACAGAAGCAGAUGGAGCUUUGAUUGUACUUUGCAAUGGUGAGAGAGAACUUAUGGCAAGAUCCUACAGUAUAUAUUUAGUGCUGCAUUGUUUUGUUUCAAUAUUCUACAGGCUUAAAAACACAGAUAGGGUAAUCUAUUGAUGCUUAGCGCAAAGUCAAUGUGUAUCUAUGUGUUCUACUUUCGCAUGAAGUCGAUAAAAUGAGUUAGUGACUAGCUUCAUUGUCUUUGAUGUAUUAUUGUGCUAUGCUUCAAAUACACCAAUAAACACACAUUAGGUAUCUGUA